Molecule: messenger RNA, 1464 nt
Organism: Rhizoctonia solani
Lineage: Eukaryota; Fungi; Basidiomycota; Agaricomycetes; Cantharellales; Ceratobasidiaceae
Product: Multicopper oxidase
Exons: 14
Coding region: 1-1464 (487 amino acids)
Molecular function (GO): copper ion binding; oxidoreductase activity
Source: RefSeq, a predicted model, not a curated record
AUGUUCGACAGCCCAAGUACUCCCGAUGGGUCCGGUCGUAUCUUCACCCAGUCUUUUCGUCGGAUCCCGUACCGGCGCGGAGACGCGGCCCCCAUCGUAGGACCACAGCUGCGAGCCCACGCUCUCCGCCCAAGGCACCAGCCCGCCAAACCACCUCUUCCGCGCAACUCUCUCACUACUCCUCUAUCCUUCCUCAUCUCUCAGCGCUUCUACUACAUCCACUUACUUUCACUCCACUUCCUGCCGCAUCCGGGAGUUCGGCCAUGCAGCUCGAUCCAUCCUCUCUUCAUCGCAGGAGCCCUGCUUCCUGUGACUCAUGCUGCCAUUCGCCAGCAUACUCUCGAGCUCACCUAUGGCACAAACAACGCCGAUGGCACCACCCGCGAGUCCUGGCUCAUCAUCGGCCAGACUCCGGGUCCUCAUCUGGUCUGGGACGAGGGCGAUGACAUCUCCGUCAAGGUCGUCAACAAAGGCCACGAGCCUGUCACCAUGCACUGGCACGGUAUCGAGCAAGUCGGCUCUCUGUGGUCCGAUGGCGUCCCAGGACUCACCCAGUGGCCAAUCCCGGUCCAAGGCGACUUUGUCUACAACUUACCGUCAAGCAAGCUGGCUUCCACUGGUACCACUCUCACUACGCACGAUCUACAUUCGCCGAGACCCAACAAGCCCAAGCCUUUCAGCCAGAUCUCGACUGAUGCGGCUGUGCUCGAGAAGCUCAAGCAGGCCGAGAACAAUGCCCUUCUGCUCAACGUAUACGACUACAAGCACUACACCUCGGAACACUGGAUGGCAGAGUGGGAGCGCACGGACAUCGAGCAGCUCUGCAUCGACAACCUUCUGACCAACGGAAAGGGACCUGUGAUAUGCCCGGACAUGAACGAGCUCAACGCCGUCGCCAAUGCUCAGCAGAAGCCGCUGACCAAGAAAGGUGCCCAUGCUCAGAUGCAACCCAGCAGCAAGCUGAUGUACCCGUACCCUGGAUCCAAGCCUGACAUAGUCGAGCCUGCGAUGUGGACAGAGUGCACAAACUCGAACACGACAUUCGAGGUGUUCUCUGCCAAGCAGUCCAACGGAUGGGUCGCCUUCAACCUGCUUAACAGCGGUGCGCUGUGGGACUUGCGUGUCUCCAUCAACUCCCACAAGCUCUACUUCUAUCCAGACAGCACAUCCCUCCUCAUCCCUGUUGGCAAGUUCUUUGUCAAGCUCAACCAGACCCCUGGCAACUACUGCAUCUGCGCUGCUGUUGUUCUUCCUCAGCUCAUCACAGGCUUCUCCAUCCUUUGCUACUCUGACAAAACCGGCACUGGGCUUGUGCAGGCAAAGACUCUGCCCCCGGCUAAGAAGCCUUGGAUCAACUAUGCUGGCAACCUCAUCAACAGCAGAACUGACCUUGUCAUGGCCAACCUUGCUCUGUUCCCUGACUUACCACCUCUCAAGGCAACGCUGAUGUCACCAUCCCGCUGA